CACGUUUAUUCGCCGUUUGGAGCGCGCUCGGAGUGGUUGUGUAUCGUGCGGCAUCCGUGAUAUCUCGGUCCGUCCCCAAAAACAGAAAACCGGCGCUGAGAGAGAGCCGUUUGGAGAACGCGAAUUUUACGUUGUUCGUUCGAUGCAUGCAACAUACUUGCGGUUGGAUGAAGUUUGUGAAUUAUUUAUGUUUCUAUUCGUCACGGUUUACAGGACACGCGUUUUGUUGUUGAAGUGCUAGAUCACCAGACCAGUCGGAAAAAAAGAUGUGCCGAAAUUGCAGUUCUUAUGAUGCCACAGCUCUGAAGAAGUGAUGUUCUUUCGGGGUCCUUUGGAGAUCGUAGUCGGCAGUCAGUCAAUCUAUUAGCCAAAUUUCGCUUUGCCGAUUUGGGAUUUUGGGUGCAGGUCUGGCCACGGUUGGUCGGAUUUUUGUUGCGACCUUCGAAUAGUAUACAGUAUCGUGUUUGUGUGUUGGUGUACCUCGGAAAACAAUUGUUUCCAAUGGCGUUAUGAUACACAAUAAUGCGGGUUUGUGCUAGAAGUGAAUGUACCUUGAACCGUGUUUUCCAACGUUCUUCGGAAGACGAGAAGCAAAUCUAACGAUAAUGCCUGGGAAACAUUCUUUCUGUUAAUGUAUUUUAUUACACGCUGUUGAGUGCAAUCCACGAGCGAGUGCUAUCAACCAUGCAGUGCGAGAUUUCGGAAAACUGGAAGUAAAACUAAAGUAAAGCAAAAAGUGUGUACAAUCUAAUCUUGAUUAGAAAAUUGAAAGAAGACUCCAGGCGGUUGCGUUGGUGAAUUAAAACUGAACGGCAGCGCGCCGUCAUGGCUGAGUGAACCGGAUAAAAAAGAAGAGUUUCGAUCGACUAGCGAUAUAAAAAGAAUUGUGCAAAAAAUAAACCAGUGUUCGUUAACACAUACCCGCCGAAAAAUGGCUACCGUUUUCCGCCUGCUCGUGCCAUGUGAGUUUUGCGAUAUGGACUACAGUUCCAGUAGAGCCGGCGUUAACAGCAGCCUCUGCACCGCCCACAAUGGAUUCCACCUCACUGGACAGCAGAAUCAGCUGUAGUCGGGGGUAGCAGUGGCAUCAGCAGCAGCAAGUGACAAUAGAAAGUGAGCGUGUCCGUUUUCGGUAUUACUGCUUAGUGUUGUUGUGUUCAAGUGUGGAGAAGAGAUAACGAUAGCAGGAGCAUCGCACGAAUUUUUUCGUAACCGCCAGAAAAGUGAACCUGAACCAAGGUUACCCCGCUCGGAAUUGCCAAACUUAUCCGCGACCUUCCCUCCGAAAGACGUCCGUCAAGCGCGAGUGUUACUACUUGUCUCAUUAGGACGGAAUUUAGUAGAGGGAGAGAUAGUUUGCGAGCAAAGCAGCUGUGUUUGUUCAGUGCUUCCAGUGAACGCAAACCGAAUGUCGUACUGAGCAGUAGUGAGAAGUGUGAUAGCGAAACAAAGUGCGUUCAGGGGUGCAAGUGCAAGUUCAACUAAAGCGAGGGGAAAACAAAGUUCACAAAUAGUUCACGAUGUCCAAAACAAUCGAAACGCGUCUGCAGAGCAACGAGGUCCGGAUUCCGAAGAAGACGGCGGAGUUCGACGUGUCCUCGACGGCUGCCCCGUGUCAGUACUUCAAGAGUUCCUUCGCGCGCUCGCUGUCGUUCAAUCAGGGCGGCGGAGGAGUUGGCGGUGGUGGUGGCGGCGUUGGCGGUCCAUACGGAUCGGCCGGACAUCAUUUCACGCGUUCGCUUGAUUUCGAGGUCAACGUGGGGCUGUCUCCCAUUGCCGAUCAUACCAGCCCGAACUCGUCGCUAACCACUCCGUCCGCUUCGCCGGUGUUCGAUCAGCAGGUGGAGCAGGAUACACCGACACACGUCAACGGGGGUAUUGCCACCAGCAACGGAGGGAUUGUCAAAACGCUGUGGAACCCUUCCAAGCUGUCGGACUCCAAAUCGGGCUCGCCGACGAGAACUCCGUCAAAGCUAAUGUCCGGACCAUCAGCAGCAGCAGCAGUACCUUCACAAUCGCCAUCCGGCUCCAACUCAUCUUCGUCUAUGCGAAAAAGCGUUGAGGCCAACGAAAUCGAGGUUCUACGACUACGAAAGGAAUGCCAAAGUCUCAUCGAGGAGAAUCGCCGCCUGGUGAAUCUGGCCGCCAAUAGCGGAUACGCUAUCAACGGCGUGAUGAACGGCAGCAGCAGUAUCAGGAGCAACGGCAGCGGGUCUGGAGGACUCGGAUUUGGAAGCAGUUUAAGCGGCAAAAGCAGCAGUUUGACCACUCUGGGCCUCGGGCUGGCUGGUGGAACCACACCGGGACACGUAUACUCGAAUGUGGAAGUGGUGGUCCUCCAGACGCAGGUAGAGACGCUACAAUGGCAACUUAAACAGGUUGAUUCCAGCCGACAGAUGUAUCGCGCGGUCAUGGAGGAGGUGGUACGCUAUCUAGAUCGAUGCCAUCGGAGUCUAGAGGCGCUGCAGCCUGGCAUCAUCGGUCGGUCGAAAAGUGUGCUGCAGGUAUCGAAGAACAACAAUCAGGACUCGGACAGUAGCAGCGCUAGCAGUCCUAGAGCCCGCAGCAGUACCAACUUAAGUGAUGUGCAAAAAUCCUACACCAAAAAGCAGCAAGAAUUACUCAGUCAACAGCAGCAGCAGCAGCAGCAACAACAACAACAGAUACAAAACCAAAAGACUGAACCUAUUGCUGUCCACCUUGUGCACAACGACACCGAUUGUGUUACAGCGUCGCCCGCCAGCUCCUACAGCACGUUUAGGGAUUUCACUUGGCGCCGCUCACCGAAACGCACCCAGACUCUGCCAAUUUCCAGCACUGAAGUUGCCCCGGAGAAGCUGGCCCAUGAAGCGUUCCGUCUGUUGCGGACAGUGCAGAAUCUGCUCAACACCCAGGAGCCCACGUUGUCCCAGUCGUCGAGUGCGCUCGAUAGUCUGCUGCUAGCCUCGACGGCUGCAUCCGCUGCCGGGAGCAAUUCGACACUCACCGGCGUCGGUAGUGGAAAUCCUAGCGCAAGCGCCAUCCAUCAGAAUCACCAUAACCAUCAUCAUCACAAUCAUCUACAGGCGUCGGGCGUCGGAGUUGAGGGAGGAAUGUACGGAGGUGGGGGAGUGAAUACAAGAAGUAAUGGCAUUUUCAGUCGAAAGCUAAACAUGCGAGGAAGUCGUUUGUCUCUGAGGAGCAGUACGGACGAUUCGGUGCAUUCAAAUUCUUCUAACAAAACGGAAACGGAUGAGGACAACACCGAUCGCCCAUCGCCUCCACCCCCUCUUGGGCAUCACACGCUCCACCAUCCACUAGCGCACCAGCAUCAGACUAGUGGCAACAGCAGUAGUAGCAGCAGCAGUAGCAAUUGUAGUCAUCUUAUAAAUCACCGCCACAGUGCAAACAUCGAUAGAAUUAAGGAGAUGAUGAUCGGCAGCUCGGCGGAAGACGAGAGCGGGUUCAGCUCGAUGAAUUCCUUCCAGGAAAUUGGACUACCGUUGAUUAACUCGACAAUGAUAUCAUCAUCCACCGCGUCCUCCACUACUGGCGUCUGCUCGGCAGAAUCCAAUUCCUCGGUUGCAUCCUCUGCGGGCUCCGUUUCAUUUGUGUCCGACGAAUCGUCCGAUUUGCGUGAGAAUACCGUCGUUUCAACCACUAACGCUACAACGAUCGCCAUCAACACUGCUUCCCAAUCGACCAGUGUCGCCAACAGUGGAACCAGCAGCAGCAGUAAGCCACUAUUAGAUAAGCUAGGAAUACCUUCUCCCUCCAAGGCACCAGAAAUACCCACCCGGGUGACACAGUCUUCGUCAUACGAACAUCACAACCACUUUAUCAACCACCGGCGCUGGGACUCGGCUCCGGUAGUGCCGCCAAAGCUCAAAAUCCAUCAUCACAACGGCGAAGCCGAGAGCGGAGUUUCCCCGCGGGUGCUGUGGGUGUAACAAAGAUAGCUAGGCAAACCGAAACGACGUUUCGGUUGCAGUCCCCUCCUCGCCAGCGCCUUGUUUCGAUCCAUUUGCUCUAGACUUAGACUCACCGGAGAUGAAGAUUAUUUCGAGAGAUAGACUUAUUGAGAUGGUAAGGUGGUAAGAGAAAACAGUAUUUUAAGUUGAGCUCGUUCCUUUCUCCUAUCAUGUCGAUAGAAGCCAAACCGAUGAAUGGUUAUUGUUUACAUUUCCGGACUCAUUGUAUUCAUUCUGUACAUUGCCGACAAGAGAAAAACAGUAAAAUAUUGCAUUUAUACAACAUAUUUUAAAAUACUAAUGUCCAUUUUUACUAAAACUCUCAUACAGACCCUCCAUCGUAGGAAGGUAUCCAUAUGGUAUGAAUUUGGCACAAAUCUAAAAAAGCUACGAUGGUAACGAUUUAGUAUACUAAUAUGUCCUGGCUAAAGCAACGUGAAAGCUCACACAAUAAAGCAUGUUUACCAAAGUAAAACCACUAUAACACUGGAUAUCAGAAACGCGGCUCAGCAAAGACACAAACGAUAUCGGUGUAACGACGCUCGUUGUGAUAGAAAACGACGGUUUUUUACCCCCUCUAGCGGAACACAAACGCUUAAAGAUACAAGAGCAAAAUCAAACAUAGACAUACGAUGUUGCAAUAGAAAAUAGAAUUUGCUUUAGUAAUCGAUUUUUAAACAAUGACAUAGCUGUAGCAACCGAUACACUAACGAGCAUUUAUAUUAACCCGUAUAUCUGAACUAUUUCUAAAGAAAAAAAAACUAGUGUAAAUUUUCUACAGUUGUAAGAAAAAAACACCAACAGACUAAUAUACGUUUACUGCAAUUAAUUUAGGCGGAAACUCUAUUAUCGUUAGUUGUUCCGUAGGGAAACUAUUUUUAUACAUGCUUGUGAUAAUUUAUUGAAUCUCUAAUAGUUUCUGUUUUUCCUCUCCUAGAUUAAAACAGCGUAAUUUUAUCUGCUAAUUCAUAACACUUAUCGAACGACGACGAGAGAACAUAAGUUUCUGUGAAAAGCGAUGUUGUACAAAUUUGCGUUUGCCCUAUAAAACAAAACGAGAAUGAGUUUAAAGUAAUGAUACAGAAAACAGAAGGCGAAAACCACUUAACACACAACCAAUUACUAAUCUAUAUAAACUACCAGAGAUCUUAGUAUAUCCUACAUUCGGAGCCUGCACCGAAGCAGAUCGACUUCUCACUAUUAUUAAACGUUUCCUUAACAUUAAAUUAAUCACCUCUCGUAUGGAAUCGAAUUAAAUAACUAUGAAUAGCUACCACAACAUACACAAGCGCCACACACAACAACAUCCACAAAAUACACAAUUGACACAUUUCGCCUUGAAUAGCGCAUUCAAGUUCAGUUUACUCCUACCAAUCCGCUGGAAAUAGUAGUAUUACGAAAAAAGGAAAACAAUAAAAGCAUAAUUUAUGGUUCGAAAUCGAG
Messenger RNA from Toxorhynchites rutilus septentrionalis, 5393 nucleotides. Its product is annotated as probable serine/threonine-protein kinase DDB_G0282963. The transcript has 6 exons. The coding region runs from base 1521 to 3929 and encodes 802 amino acids. NCBI's taxonomy places the organism in Eukaryota, Metazoa, Arthropoda, Insecta, Diptera, Culicidae. The record is from RefSeq and is a predicted model, not a curated record.